GACGUUCCCUUCGAUAGAGAACAACAAGCUUAAACCUCUCUAAUCCCAACAGAAAAAAAAUUAAAAAUCAAUCCUAACACCCUUCUUUCUGUAAUCUCCAUUCCCGAUUUUUUAGAGAAAUUCACUAUGCAAUCGCUUUCUACUCCGUCUCCGAUCAAGUCCUUGAUCCGGCCACGUCCUCGAGUCACCCGAGCGAGUCCCAACAAACUCGUUCUCCAAUGCAUCUACCGUUCCGACUCGGUUUCUUUCCCGAACGGUGUCGGUUCGAACCGAGCCGAUUGGCAAAGUUCUUGUGCUAUAUUGGCAAGCAAAGUGGUAGCUCAACAACAGCCAAUAGAUAAAUCUAUUAGUGCUGGCGAUUCUGGCGGAGUAGCAGAUCAUGUGGCCGCUGUUAACGGCCACAAGACAUCCGUGGACUUAAAUCUAGUCCCGAUAGAAAAAGCCACAUCGAACUCGAACAACAGCAGCAUUAAACCUCAUCAGCCACAAAAAGCGUUAACGAUAAGUGACUUAUGUCCUGCCCCUAUGCACGGGUCACAACUCCGAGUCGCGUAUCAAGGAGUUCCCGGCGCGUACUCUGAAGCUGCUGCUGGAAAAGCCUAUCCCAACUGUGAAGCGAUUCCUUGUGACCAGUUUGAGGUUGCUUUUCAAGCGGUUGAGCUUUGGAUUGCCGAUCGCGCUGUUUUACCUGUCGAGAAUUCUCUCGGUGGAUCCAUUCAUCGGAAUUAUGACCUCCUCCUCCGUCACCGCCUCCAUAUCGUUGGUGAAGUUCAGUUACCGGUCCACCACUGCCUUCUUGCCCUUCCUGGAGUCCGGAAGGAGUAUGUUAACCGAGUUAUUUCGCACCCACAAGCUCUCGCUCAAUGCGAAUUAACUCUCAGCAAACUCGGUCUCCAGGCGGUGCGUGAAGCAGUAGACGACACAGCUGGCGCUGCAGAGUAUAUCGCGGCCAACAACCUCCGUGACACAGCUGCGAUUGCGAGUGCACGCGCGGCAGAGCUUUAUGGGAUGCAGGUACUUGCUGAUGGGAUCCAGGAUGAUUCAAGCAAUGUCACGCGCUUUGUGAUGUUGGCGCGUGAACCGAUUAUACCGAGAACGGACAGGCCAUUCAGGACAAGUAUUGUGUUUGCUCAUGAUAAAGGAACGAGUGUGCUGUUUAAGGUGCUUUCAGCCUUUGCGUUCAGGAAUAUAAGUUUGACGAAGAUUGAAUCAAGGCCGCACAGGAACCGUCCGAUUAGGCUGGUUGAUGAUGCAAAUGUGGGGACAGCAAAGCAUUUCGAGUACAUGUUUUAUGUUGAUUUUGAAGCCUCGAUGGCUGAGGUUAGAGCUCAGAAUGCAUUGGCUGAAGUUCAAGAAUUCACAUCUUUCUUGAGGGUGUUAGGGAGCUAUCCAAUGGACAUGACACCGUGGUGUCCAUCAAGAGGAGACGACGAUGACGAUGGUGGUAACGAGAAAAACCCAUUUUAAUUACAAGUUUUUUUUUUUUUAAAUAAACCCUUUAAAAAGUGUUGUUAUUUGCACGGAAAUGAGGGUUUAAUUUAGUUUUUCUUUUUUUCUUUGUGGGGAAUUUUUUAAUUCGACCAUGAACAAGGAUAUUGUAAUGUUAUUAUUGAUGUUGUCGUUGUUACUGUUGAGGUAAAUACUUUUAUUGCAAUAGUUCUGUUUUGUGACUUGUA
Messenger RNA from Populus nigra (black poplar), 1676 nucleotides. Its product is annotated as arogenate dehydratase 3. Gene Ontology annotation, cellular component: cytoplasm; chloroplast. Lineage: Eukaryota; Viridiplantae; Streptophyta; Magnoliopsida; Malpighiales; Salicaceae. The transcript has a single exon. Gene Ontology annotation, biological process: L-phenylalanine biosynthetic process. Bases 127 to 1467 code for a protein of 446 amino acids. Gene Ontology annotation, molecular function: prephenate dehydratase activity; arogenate dehydratase activity. The record is from RefSeq and is a predicted model, not a curated record.